Molecule: messenger RNA, 189 nt
Organism: Aureobasidium namibiae CBS 147.97
Lineage: Eukaryota; Fungi; Ascomycota; Dothideomycetes; Dothideales; Saccotheciaceae
Exons: 1
Coding region: 1-189 (62 amino acids)
Molecular function (GO): protein binding
Source: RefSeq, a predicted model, not a curated record
AUGGCAUCGGCAGGCAGUGUCAGGGCUUCAUUCUUCGACAAUCCCCAAUACUCGGACAUCACCAUCAAGUUUGGCCAACAUGAGAUUCGUGCACACAAAGUCAUCCUUGCACAGCAAUCCGGGUACUUUGCGACCGCCUUCUUCAGCAACUUUCAGGUAAACGGGUCUAGUGGUACAGAUGAUGCCUGA